Molecule: messenger RNA, 2026 nt
Organism: Thalassophryne amazonica
Lineage: Eukaryota; Metazoa; Chordata; Actinopteri; Batrachoidiformes; Batrachoididae
Product: very long-chain acyl-CoA synthetase-like
Exons: 10
Coding region: 24-1886 (620 amino acids)
Molecular function (GO): long-chain fatty acid transmembrane transporter activity; long-chain fatty acid-CoA ligase activity
Source: RefSeq, a predicted model, not a curated record
UUUUUUUUUACACCCCUCUUAUAAUGAUCUCAUAUAUUCUGUUCACCGCGCUGGCACUUUUGGCAAUGUUGCCGUUUCUCCUUUACGCGAGAAAUCCUUAUGUUUGGGAAGACAUAAAGUACUUCGUCGUUGGCAUUAAAGUCGCCAUCCGCCUUUGCGAACUCAGCAUUCGAAAACCUUUCUACGGUAUUCUGGACUGUUUUCUGGACAAAGUGGCGAAACAUCCUCAUAAGAAUUUCAUCGUUUUUGAGGAGCGCUGCUACACUUACAGCCAAGCCGACAAAGAAAGCAACAAAGCGGCCAGAGCUCUGAGGACGCACGGCCACCUGGAGCAGGGAGACACGGUGGCCCUGUUCCUGGGAAACGAGCCUCUCUUCGUGUGGAUCUGGCUCGCUGUGGCCAAGCUGGGAUGUACAGCUGCUCUCCUCAACUACAACAUCAGAUCCAAAUCUUUGCUGCACUGUUUCUCCUGCUGUGAUGCCAAAGUGCUGGUGGCUGGUGCUGACCUGCGAGGAGCUAUAGAGGAGGUGCUGCCGUCUUUGCGGCAGCAGGGCGUCCGUGUGUUCAUCCUAACUGAGAGCUGUGAUUCCGAGGGCUUAGAAAGUCUCUGCGACAAGAUCGAGAAGGAGUCAGACCAUCCUCUGUCACCUCAGCUCAGGUCCAACACCCAUCUAAAGAGCCCUGCACUGUACAUCUACACCUCAGGAACCACCGGGCUUCCAAAAGCAGCAGUAAUUCACCAAUUGAGGGUUUGGAUGUUGGCGAGUGUUCAGACUUACACUGGCACAACCUCUGAUGACAUCAUCUAUGUUUGUCUGCCUCUGUACCAUGGUUCUGCCUUUCUGCUUGGACUUUGUGGAGCUAUAAAUAAAGGUAACACCAUUGUUUUAAAGCGAAAAUUCUCUGCCUCUCAGUUCUGGAAUGACUGUAGAAAGUACAAUGUGACAGUCAUUCAGUAUAUAGGAGAGAUCAUGCGCUACCUCUGCAACACACCAAAGAGAGACAAUGACAGAGAUCAUAAAGUGCGACUUGCAAUUGGAAACGGGACGAGAGCUGACUCCUGGACUGAAUUUCUGCAGCGUUUUGGUGCCAUUCGUGUCUAUGAAUUUUAUGGGGCUACAGAAGGAAACGUUGCCUUUUUCAACUACAUUGGGAAAAUUGGCGCCAUUGGUAGAGAGAAUUUUUACCACAAAAUUAUGUUUCCAUAUGAAAUAAUAAAGUAUGACACAGACAAAGAGGAGCCAGUCAGGGAUCCUCAAGGAUUCUGCAUGAAAGUUCCUCGAGGAGAGACUGGGUUGCUGAUUGGCAAAAUUCGAAAAUCAGCACCUUUCACUGGCUAUGCCAAGAAUGAGCAGCAGACAGAGAAGAAGAAGCUGCGGGACGUGUUCGUGAAAGGAGAUCUGUAUUUUAACAGUGGAGACCUCUUAAAGGUAGACAACGAUGGAUUUAUCUACUUUCAAGACCGCAUUGGAGACACCUUCAGGUGGAAAGGUGAAAAUGUGGCGACCACAGAGGUGGCUGAUCUUUUGCACAUGAUAGACUGCAUUGAGGAGGCUAAUGUCUAUGGCGUGACCAUUCCAGGUCAUGAGGGAAGAAUUGGAAUGGCUGCACUGAAGCUGAAGGACAACAUGGACUUUGACAUGAAAGCUACAUACCAACAUAUCAAAAAAUACCUCCCCAUCUAUGCAAGACCACAAUUCAUUCGCAUACAGGAUUCAAUGCCAGUGACAGGAACAUUUAAGCAAAUGAAGGUUAAACUUGCAGAGGAGGGCUUCAAUCCAGCAGCCAUCAUGGACCCUUUGUUCUUCUUGGAGGACAACAAUGGCUACAUUCCCAUGACUCAGCAGAAAUUUAACUCCAUCUGCGAUGGAUCAAUAAGACUCUGAAUGACUCUUGUCUUGUUGCAAGAUUGUUGCAUGGUUAAUAACAGAAUUAGGUGAAACAGGUGCAAACUGGUUAUAAACUUCUUCAGAAAUUCAUUUGAGCAUUUAUAUGCAUUUUCUGAGGUUUCUGUGUAGGCUCUCAG